This is a messenger RNA of Selaginella moellendorffii, 746 nucleotides long. RefSeq lists its product as uncharacterized. Bases 1 to 642 code for a protein of 213 amino acids. The record is from RefSeq and is a predicted model, not a curated record. The transcript has 3 exons. Lineage: Eukaryota; Viridiplantae; Streptophyta; Lycopodiopsida; Selaginellales; Selaginellaceae. Gene Ontology annotation, cellular component: small-subunit processome; nucleolus. Gene Ontology annotation, biological process: rRNA processing.
AUGGGAGUGCAGGUGACGAAACAUUCGGUCAUCAGCGCAAACCCGACAGUAUUCGGCACGGACAAAGUUGUGAGGCCAGAAACAAACAGCAAAAGCGUAGCAGACGAAAGUUUUAAAGUGGCGAUUGCGGGGCUGCCAAAGGAUACGAGUCGCAAGCAGGACAAAAAACCUGUAAACAGCAUGGAAGAACAAGAGGAAGAUCUCGACUACGACGGUGACGAAGUCAUAGUUCCACGUAGUCAAGAGGAUCUGAUUCGAGAGGCUUUUGCUGGAGACGAUGUGGAAGCCGAGUUCCAAGAAGCAAAAGCGGCCGCAGUGGACGAGGAGUGUCCCCAAGAAGAACUCGAGAGAAUGGACUUACCAGGGUGGGGGCAGUGGACAGACAUCCAGAAGAAGAGAGGUCCUCCACAAUGGAUGCUAAAGCAACAGGAGGAGGCCAAGCGAAAGAAAGAAGAGGCCGAGAAGCGGAGACUGGAUGCAAAGCUCAAGCACGUCAUCAUCAGCCAGAAGACUGAUAAGAAGGCUGCAAAGUUCCUGUCGUCGUCGCUGCCAUUCCCCUACACAUCGAAAGAAGUUUUCGAGAAAACAAUGCGGAUGCCAUUGGGGGUGAUUACAAUCCAACCAAAGCUUUCCAGGACUUGACACGACCAUCUAUAAUCAAACGAGCGGGAGUGAUAAUCGAUCCAAUCGAGUACGAGGACGUCGGCAAGAGAAAACGCAAGCAAGAAAGUAACUCGCACGGAGCA